GAGCCAAUUCACCCGGCACAGCGCUGGUCCCUGCAUGCUAACAUGUCGGGCGGGGCCUCAUACCUGCCUGUGCAUCCUCAACCCCCUCCAGCGCUGCCAAGCCAACCGGCCGAGGAGACCACGGAGCCGAUAUACGUGAACCAGGCGGCUUUAAUCGCCAUGCCGAGUCCGACCGUACCUCCGAAAGUUGGUCGAGCCGGCGCU
This is a messenger RNA of Protopolystoma xenopodis, 204 nucleotides long. The record is from the annotation of a GenBank genome assembly. Lineage: Eukaryota; Metazoa; Platyhelminthes; Monogenea; Polystomatidea; Polystomatidae.